Messenger RNA from Daucus carota subsp. sativus, 1206 nucleotides. Its product is annotated as 1-aminocyclopropane-1-carboxylate oxidase. The transcript is spliced from 4 exons. NCBI's taxonomy places the organism in Eukaryota, Viridiplantae, Streptophyta, Magnoliopsida, Apiales, Apiaceae. The record is from RefSeq and is a predicted model, not a curated record. The coding region runs from base 88 to 1041 and encodes 317 amino acids.
UAUCCUUCACAAAACUUCAUAAGCUUCAACUUAUACACACUUGGUAAAUUUAGAAAGAGAUUAAGAAGGGAAAGAACACACACAGAGAUGGAGAACUUCCCAGUCAUCAACUUUGAGAAGCUAAAUGGUGAAGAGAGAACCUCUACAAUGGAGAUGAUAAAAGAUGCUUGCGAGAAUUGGGGUUUCUUUGAGAUUGUGAACCAUGGAAUUUCACAUGAUCUUCUGGACACGGUGGAAAAAUUGACAAAGGAGCAUUACAAGAAGUGCAUGGAGCAGAGGUUUAAGGAAAUGGUGGCAAGUAAAGCUCUGGAGGGAGUCCAAGCAGAAGUUACUGAUAUGGACUGGGAGAGCACCUUCUUUUUACGACAUCUCCCUAACUCAAACAUUUCAGAGAUCCCUGACCUCAAGGAUGAGUACAGGAAGGUGAUGAAGGAAUUUGCAGAAAAGCUCGAGAAGCUAGCAGAGGAGCUUCUGGACUUGCUGUGUGAGAAUCUUGGACUCGAGAAAGGUUACCUAAAGAAAGCAUUUUAUGGCACCAAGGGUCCCAACUUUGGCACAAAGGUCAGCAACUAUCCCCCAUGUCCCAAUCCAGAGUUGAUUAAAGGGCUGAGGGCUCACACAGAUGCUGGUGGCAUUAUCUUACUAUUCCAAGAUGACAAGGUCAGUGGUCUACAGCUCCUCAAGGAAGGCAAGUGGGUUGAUGUUCCACCAAUGCGUCAUUCCAUUGUAAUCAACCUCGGUGAUCAACUAGAGGUUAUCACCAACGGGAAAUACAAGAGUGUGCUUCACAGAGUGGUAGCUCAAUCAGAUGGAAACCGCAUGUCUCUUGCUUCAUUUUACAACCCUGGCAAUGACGCUGUUAUUUAUCCAGCACCAGCAUUGGUGGCAAAAGAAACAGAUGAGAAGCAAGUAUACCCAAAAUUCUUGUUUGACGAUUACAUGAAGCUAUAUACGACUGUCAAAUUUCAGGCCAAGGAACCACGAUUUGAAGCCAUGAAAGCCAUAGAAGUGGAUGUGAAUUUGGGACAAAUCGCAGCAUAGAUAUCUGGAGACUGGAGUAGUCUGAAUGUUCAUAAAUAUGAUAUUAAAUUACUGAAGCUGCGAUUUUAUAUUGCUAUCGUAUAGGGGGUGUGCUUUCUGAGUGUAACAAAGAGACCGAAAACAUAUUCUCUUACAAUAUUAUUAAAAUAAGUCAUUUUGCUUAAA